Messenger RNA from Loxodonta africana (African savanna elephant), 4805 nucleotides. It is a transcript of the gene RHOBTB3, whose product is annotated as Rho related BTB domain containing 3. Gene Ontology annotation, molecular function: GTPase activity; ubiquitin protein ligase binding; GTP binding. The record is from RefSeq and is a predicted model, not a curated record. The coding region runs from base 119 to 1954 and encodes 611 amino acids. Gene Ontology annotation, cellular component: cytoplasm; nucleus. NCBI's taxonomy places the organism in Eukaryota, Metazoa, Chordata, Mammalia, Proboscidea, Elephantidae. The transcript has 12 exons. Gene Ontology annotation, biological process: regulation of proteolysis; proteasome-mediated ubiquitin-dependent protein catabolic process.
CGAGGGGGACGCGGCCGGGGAUGAGCGGAUUGCGGGUAAACACGCCGCCGACGGGCCCUGAGAGGCCGUGAGAAGCCGCUUUUCUCCGAGUUGCCGCCCCGCCCGUGGAUUUGAGAUCAUGUCCAUUCACAUCGUGGCGCUGGGGAACGAGGGGGACGCGUUUCACCAGGACAAUCGGCCGUCGGGGCUCAUCCGCACUUACCUGGGGAGAAGCCCUCUCGUCUCGGGGGACGAAAGCAGCUUGUUGCUGAACGCGACCAGCACGGUUGCGCGCCCCGUGUUCACCGAGUAUCAAGCCAGCGCGUUUGGGAAUGUCAAGCUGGUGGUCCACGACUGUCCUGUCUGGGAUAUUUUUGACAGUGAUUGGUACACCUCUAGAAAUCUAAUUGGAGGCGCUGACAUCAUUGUGAUAAAAUACAAUGUAAAUGACAAGUUUUCAUUCCAUGAAGUAAAGGAUAACUAUAUUCCAGUGAUAAAAAGAGCAUUAAAUUCAGUUCCAGUAAUCAUUGCUGCUGUUGGUACCAGACAAAAUGAAGAAUUACCUUGUACAUGCCCACUGUGUACCUCAGACAGAGGGAGCUGUGUUAGUACAACUGAAGGGAUCCAACUCGCUAAAGAACUAGGGGCUACCUAUCUUGAACUGCACAGCCUUGAUGACUUCUAUAUAGGAAAAUAUUUUGGAGGAGUGUUGGAGUAUUUUAUGAUUCAAGCCUUAAAUCAGAAGACAAGUGAAAAAAUGAAGAAAAGGAAAAUGAGCAGCUCAUUUCAUGGAAUUAGACCACCUCAGCUUGAACAACCAGAAAAAAUGCCUGUCUUAAAGGCCGAAGCAUCACAUUAUAAUUCUGAUUUACAUAACUUGUUGUUCUGCUGCCAGUGUGUGGACGUGGUAUUCUACAACCCAGAUUUAAGGGAAGUUGUAGAGGCCCACAAGAUCGUUCUCUGUGCUGUAAGCCACGUUUUCAUGCUGCUUUUCAAUGUGAAGAGUCCCACUGACAUUCAGGAUUCCAGUAUCAUCCGGACUGCCCAGGAUCUCUUUGCUAUAAACAGAGACCCUGUAUUUCCAGGUGCCGGCCAGGAGUCACCUGGCAACCCACCAUUACGAGUCGUCGUUAAGGACGUCCUCUUCUGCUCUUGUUUAUCAGACAUCCUGCGCUUCAUUUAUUCAGGUGCUUUUCAAUGGGAAGAAUUGGAAGAAGAUAUCAGGAAGAAGUUGAAAGAUUCUGGGGAUGUCUCAGAUGUAAUUGAGAAGGUUAAAUGCAUUUUAAAAACACCAGGAAAGAUUAACUGCCUAAGGAAUUGCAAAACUUAUCAAGCCAGAAAACCUCUGUGGUUUUAUAACACUUCCCUCAAGUUUUUCCUUAAUAAACCUAUGCUUGCUGAUGUUGUCUUCGAAAUACAAGGUACAACGGUGCCAGCCCACAGGGCCAUCCUGGUGGCCCGCUGUGAAGUGAUGGCAGCCAUGUUUAAUGGUAAUUACAUGGAAGCAAAGAGUGUUCUGAUUCCAGUUUAUGGUGUUUCCAAAGAGACUUUUCUGUCAUUUUUAGAGUAUCUAUACACAGACUCCUGCUGCCCAGCUGGCAUUUUCCAGGCCAUGUGUCUCCUGAUCUGUGCUGAGAUGUACCAGGUGUCCAGACUGCAGCAUAUCUGUGAGCUUUUCAUCAUCACACAGCUGCAGAGCAUGCCAAGUCGGGAGCUGGCUGCCAUGAACCUGGAUAUAGUUGACCUGCUCAAAAAAGCCAAGUUUCACCACUCCGAUUGCCUUUCUACCUGGCUGCUUCAUUUCAUUGCCACUAACUACCUCAUCUUCAGUCAAAAGCCUGAAUUUCAGGACCUUUCAGUGGAAGAACGCAGUUUUGUUGAAAAACACAGAUGGCCAUCGAAUAUGUACUUGAAACAGCUUGCAGAAUACAGGAAGUAUAUCCACUCCCGGAAAUGUCGCUGCCUAGUAAUGUAACCUGGAGCUUUUAUAUACAUACACUUUCUUUUUAAAUUAUUAUUAUGAAGAAUGGGAUACCACUGGGUUCCAGAAAAAUUCUCAUGACUGAAAACAAUGUGGGAGUUAAAAAAGAAAUCACCAUACAGGUCAAUGUGAUUAUUAGUUCUCUUUGAAUAAAUGAUAGUGGUCUUAAAAGGGAGCAAGAUAUACCAUAGGCUAGAACUAAGGCCUUAACCUAAUGUAGAAAGCCAUGGUAAGUUACUUUUUCCCUUUAAGAGGCCCUGUUGCUUCGAUGAUAAGAAGAUCUCCCAGUUAAGAAAUGUUUAAAUUAAAAAAAAAAAAAAAAUCACAUAGGAUUAAUGCAGAAAUUUCAUCAUGUCUAAUUCCUCUAUUAAAAUAAGGGGCAUUUAAAGACCCAGUAUGACUGUUUAUAGAAUGAGAAAUCUAUGAGAAGAUGAUCAGCCUAACAUGAGAUUUUAGGAAUAGAAAUUUGCCUGAGAUUUUGAAAGUGAAAUGCCACUUAGUUCCAAAUCAGUGACAGUGUUUGAAGCUAUCAUGAAAAAAAGAAGGUGGACUGGACCACCUUGUCUCGUCCCGGGGGUUCUGAUUAGGCAGGAAACCUAACAGCGCUGGGUCCAUGGGUCUGUAGUCUCUGUGGUCACACAGGGCUCCAUGCUUAGAAGAGCCCCUGCCUUGGCUCACAGCUCCAUCAUCACCGUCUUGAAAUUCUUAAUGUUUGAACAAAGAGCUCCGAGUCUUCAAUUUGCAGUGGGCUGCCUAAAUUAUGUAUAUUUCGUGGAAGGAAAUAUAAUACGUUUUCAUGCUCAAACAGGAUUCUCUCUGAAAGCAGAUAAGAGGGGAUGAUAAUCAAGGGAAAGGAAGGAGGUGCACGCUGGAGGGAGGAGCACAUGAUGGAAUUGCCUCCUUUGAGGAAGCCUGUACCACCAAGGGCCUCCACUACCCCCGGGCUGGCAAGUGAGAAGUACAUCGAAUGCCAUCUUAGCUUUGAAAUAGUUCUUGCUCUAGAUCGUUCUGUAAGACCAGGAUGUCGGUAAGAGUGAUUGACCAGUGUGGCCUUUAUACCCAUUUAAAAAGAUGCUUGUAAGAAAUGAUGCUUUAGAGAAUUUGUUGAGUUCAAGACUUUCUUGUAUUAAUGUAUUUACUAAGAGUAGGAUGUCAGUGGCUUGAAUUGUUUGAAUUAUUUGAUAAGGAGUAGCAUGAAUCUUGUCCUUUAAGAUAACUCACUAAGUUAAAAGAAAGGAUAUAUAAAUCAAAGACUUGGUACAUGUAGAGAAAAUGGUACUAAAAUAGCAGACAGAAUUGUAGUUUCACUUGUAUCCCAUGCCUGUAGAAAUAAUUACACCGGAAGCUCACCAUCCUAGAGAUGGGAAACCAGAUUAUUAUUUAUUGUUAGCAUCAUUUCCAUCUGUAAUUCAGUAUUAGAAUAUGUUUUUUUCAAUUUCCAGUGAUGUUAGCAUAUGCAUACCUUUCCACCUGUUCACAGGUUUGAUUAGUUUUGUACUAUAGUAUUAGGUCACAAACAGUUAGCCCUUGAGUGUGUAUCAAUACUUGCAGAGUAAAACAGUAAAAACUCCCUACUGGUAGCCUCCAAGAAACCUGAUUUUAAUUAGACUGUGUUGAUGAAGAUUACCGAAAUGCACUGUGUUUUUUUUUGUUUUUGUUUUAAUCAACUAUUUACAAAUCCCAUUUGACAAGAUUAGUACUGUAAAGAAUAGAUACCAUAGUAAACUCUAGGAAUUCAUUCACGUUUAAGAACUUUUAAACACACAGUUGUAGCCUUUCCUUCUUCAAAAGCAUAUUCUUUCUAUAUGAAUUAUAACAUUUAAAAUUCUAAAUCAGUAACUUUUAAUCUAGGAAGUGGAGAAAUAUAAUUUCUAAAGCAAACUAAAGUAUUUUCUUGAAAAUACUAUUUAAUGUUUAAAUAGACUGUAGGUAGUUUUUUAGAUUGGUUGAUCUAAGUGGGAGUUGGGUUUGGAAGCUGGUGUUCCAUUGGUGUUGAGCAUGUAGUUACAGACUUUUUUUUUUUAAUGAAAGUUCUUACCACCUUGUGUGAGAGAGUUUAACACCCAGAUAUGACAGCUGUCCAGAGCUAGUCAGAACAGUAAUCAAGUUAGUUUUUAAACCUGUUUGGAUGUAGACUCUUUAAAUAUCUUUGAAUUUAUACAAUUUAAAACAAUAAGAAAUUUAAAAAUACUUAAAGACUAUCUUGAGACAUCAGUGCGUUUUUUUUUUUUUAUUGAAAGAUUAUUUCUAGACGGAUAUAUGCCUUGUGCUGAUCUCUGCUUCAAUAUAUUUAUCAACCAUUUUAGUUAGAGGAGAUACAGUAUGUUAGAAAUAAGACCUUUUUUUUCUGGGCCAGGUUUCCAUCCCAUUUAACUCUUUGUAUACCUCUAACUACUCUGUACUCUUAUUAAUAGGAGACUAGACUUCUAAUAGAGAAGUUUCAGCAACAUAACUGAAAUUCACCUUGGUCCAAGCCAGCAUGAUGAUGGCUUCCUACUGCGUAAUAGCAGAAGACAGAAAUUGGAUAAAUUUGACUUUCAAGAGAGCUAACCGUUUCAACUGUUUAAAAAUGACACUACACUGAUACAGUUAGACAAAAAUGUCUUAAAGAGUACUUUAUUUUAUUUAAAGCAUCUGUUUCAACCUUUAAUAAUUUUGCAAAGAAGGGUAUGUGUGUAUUUUAAUAUAGCCUGACCUGAAUUUAUAUGUUUUUAGAUUUAGUAUUUAACAUUUUGUAACAAAUAAACUUUUUUUUUUUAAAACAAGUUUAAAAUAAUGUACUGUGGUUAUUUUACCUUGGAUGUUGAAGUGCUGCGGUGGAUUUGAAACAUAGCACAUUGCAUAA